AUGACCUUCGUGAUCACAAGGCCUUGGAUACAUUUGCGGAAGUCAAAUAUCCCUGACCUCCACAGCGAUCCAUCAUUCACGUUUGCAAAAGAUCUGCUAGUUGAUCUAUGCAAGCCUCUUUUAUGUGAUUGUGGUGAACCAACCACACUCGUGAAGCGUGGCAACAUCCAGAGGCUUCUCAGAAUGGAAAAGCUGUGGAGUAGAGGUCUUGGCAAACUUUUGGAGGUGUCCAAUAGUAGUGACAGUGGCGGUGGUCGCAGUGGUGGCGGUAGUGGUAGCGGGGGUGGUGGUGGUAGUGAUACUAGUGGUCAUAGUGGUAGUGGUGGUAGUAGUGGAAGUGGUAGUGGUAGUAAUAGUGGUGGUAGUAGUAGUAGCCGUAGUCGUAGUAAUAGUAGUAGUCGUAGCCGUAGUCGUAGUCGUAGUCGUAGUAGUGGUGGCGGCGGCGGCGGCGGUAGUGGUGGUAAUGGUAGUAGUGGUAGUGGUAGUGGUCGUAGUAGUAGUCGUCUCAACGGCGGCAGUAGCAGCGGCGACAACAGUAGCUGGAGCAGGAGCAGAGACUAUGAUUAUGGUGAAGAUAGUUAUGGCUAUGAAGAAAAGAGAGAUUAUGGAGGCUAUGAAUAUAGUCAUAAUCAAGAGUUGGAUGAAAAUGAGGGCUACUAUUCUGAAGGAGAAUGUGAGAUAAAUGAUAAUCCUAGUUCUUAUAGUGAGUUUGUAGAUGAUGAAGAGCUUUGCAAUGGUUCUUAUAAGGAAAAUAGGGCAUGUGAGGAGUAUUACACUUUCCACUCUGAGCCUAGAGGUGAUGUAAGGUAUAACCCAUUCAUUUACAAAUCUUAUGAGGAUCCUGGUGAGAAUGUACGUGAGGAUUAUGAAGUUUCAUAUUCCUCAUCUUGUAGUACUUCUUAUCAAGGUCAAAUCGAUGAGAAUGGUUAUGCUAACUAUAGUAGAGGUUGCUCUAUGGAAAUACAAAAGCAUGCAUCUCCAAAGACUAAGGGUACUACAUCUUUCUCUUCUUAUCCCAGUGACCAAACGUAUGGAAAUGGGAACCAAGGUAGAUAUGGAGGGUAUAGUAGGAGUCAAGAUCUUCCUACUCUCUCCAUCUUUCUAAGAGAUUCGGGUCUCGAAGAAUAUCUUUAUAAGUAUUUUCCUUAG
This is a messenger RNA of Capsicum annuum, 1149 nucleotides long. RefSeq names its product secreted protein C-like. NCBI's taxonomy places the organism in Eukaryota, Viridiplantae, Streptophyta, Magnoliopsida, Solanales, Solanaceae. The coding region runs from base 1 to 1149 and encodes 382 amino acids. The transcript has 4 exons. The record is from RefSeq and is a predicted model, not a curated record.